GUAGAACUGCUCCAUAGAGUGCAGCACGCCAGUAAGCAAAUCACUGCAGAUAAGCAGUACAAGGGCAUUAUCGACUGUGUGGUUCACAUUCCCAAGGAGCAGGGUGUCCUGUCCUUCUGGUGUGGUAACCUGGCCAAUGUCAUCCGAUACUUCCCCACCCAGGCUCUCAACUUCGCCUUCAAAGAUAAAUACAAACAGAUCUUCCUGGGUGGUGUGGACAAGAGGACCCAGUUUUGGCGCUACUUUGCAGGGAACCUGGCAUCAGGUGGCGCUGCAGGGGCCAUGUCUUUGUGCUUUGUAUACCCUCUUGAUUUUGCCCGUACCCGUCUAGCGGCUGAUGUGGGUAAAGCUGGCGCCGAAAGGGAGUUCAGAGGCCUCGGUGACUGCCUCAUUAAGAUCUACAAGUCGGAUGGGAUUAGGGGCCUGUACCAAGGCUUUAAUAUGUCUGUGCAGGGUAUUAUCAUCUACCAAGCUGCCUACUUCGGUAUCUAUGACACUGCAAAGGGAAUGCUUCCAGAUCCCAAGAAUACACACAUCUUCAACUAUCACACAUUAUUCAUCUCAAAGCUGGCCUUCUCCAUUGACCUCAGCAUGGUGGUAGUAAUCCUGUGGGUGGGGGCCAAGGGUGCCACUGAACAUCCUACAGUGCACAGGAGGGGCCCCACGACCACGGACUCUCCACCCGCAAUGUCAGCGUGCCGGGACGGGGAAUCGCUGCCUUAUGUUGACGUGGUCACCUGCUUCUCUGAGCGCCAUGCUUCGGCACUUACACUUCGUACUUACUGUUCCCAACAGAAACUUUAUGACGGAAAAGGCCAAAGGUUUUUGUGCUUAGAAGCCCAGGUUCUUGAGACUUAA
Orycteropus afer afer is the source of this 858-nucleotide messenger RNA. Its product is annotated as ADP/ATP translocase 2-like. Lineage: Eukaryota; Metazoa; Chordata; Mammalia; Tubulidentata; Orycteropodidae. Gene Ontology annotation, cellular component: mitochondrial inner membrane. Gene Ontology annotation, molecular function: ATP:ADP antiporter activity. Gene Ontology annotation, biological process: mitochondrial ATP transmembrane transport; mitochondrial ADP transmembrane transport. The transcript has 4 exons. The record is from RefSeq and is a predicted model, not a curated record. The annotation marks the transcript as partial.